GUGUAUGAAAAUAAUAAUGGAUUUAUAAAAGAUAACCUGAACAAAACCAAAAUAAGUGGGAGUUUAUUUAGUGUUAAUUUAAUUAGAGUAUGAAACAUGGUAGGGGAAAUUCAAAUAUUUUUUAAUUGGUCACAUGGAAAAUGGGUGCAAGGAGCAUUUAGAAGCAGCGAACCUAACGAGCUCAUCUAACUAAUUCCGGAAGUUUCUACGUGUAAAUGCAACAAACGGCCUUGAUCAAUCCCAUGGGAAAAUCCAACGGUCACCAUGACGCCUGUGAUUGGUGACGCUAGCCCCAAAAAACACAAAAAAAAAAAAAAAAAAAAAAAAAAAAGAAGGGGGAAAAACAAACCUGACCGGUCACCGCUUGGAAAUUUCUGGCGGCACCAAAAUACAAAGCCUGGGGCUGGGCUAAAGAAUGGGGAAUAACUUUGUCUCCUCAACUUGCCAGGAACGUAAACCGCGAAGGUUAUUUGAUUAGGAAAAAAAAAAAAAAUAAAUAAAAAAGCGUUCAGGGACCAAAAUACAAACACCUUCAACUCACGCAGAGAGAGAAAGAGCGAGAAAAUGGUGCUGUGGGAGAUCACGUUGGGAACUGCGUAUUUUUUGGGGUUGAAGCGAACUUACAGACUCGCUCUCAGGAUUCAGCGACGCCUCAUUAGCCCUAAGCAUUCCAGGGUCCGUCAAUUUGUCCACGGACGAACACGUGCUGUUUUUGAUGUAGCCCUCAAGGUUCACCGUAAUAUACAGGAGAGAGACAUAGAAGUUGGUCGGAAUCUCGGGAACUGGAUUCUACGCUGGCUUGAUCGGAUGAAACCUUCAGCUCAGAUACGGGUUCAUCCCCCUGGAAAACCACCCAAUGCUAGCUCAAGCAUAAGCAGGACAAAGCAGGCAACCAACAAUUCCUCCCAACUGAAAAGAAAUGGAAGCAUCCACACAUCUAGAAAUCGGGAAUCUGAUAGGCAUCUAUUUACCAGCUCGAAGAGUUUGUGGAAUAGUAAGCCCUUUCCUACCAUUUCAAUGAUGACGAGACCACCAAAGCCUGCUGCUGGUACAAUGACUCAGUAUAGGCACUUGUUCACCAGUGGUCCUGAAACUGUAAGAACAUUGAACCACCCCGGAGGUGGGUUCAGAGGAGUUGUCAUUCGGAAUGAUAUUAGGCAGUGGAUGCUGCAAAACUGAAGAAGUGAAAGAUAGAUGGAUCUGUACUUGCUGCUUUCUAAUGGAGCCGAAGCAUGAAUUUUGGUUGUAUUUUUUAAGCAUGUUGCUGACAUUUUUAUUUUUAUUUUUACUUUUUUUCACACAGAUAUUUAUCUGUCUUUGUUCCUUAAUUGACCUAGGAGUUGUUCCUGGGCAUCCUCAAAAGGAAGGUUCUUUUUGUAUAUUUCUUUGGACAACUUUCUGGAGUAAGUUUUUGACGUUUCGAAAUACAAGUGUGUGUAUGUAUAUAUAUAUAUA
Messenger RNA from Ziziphus jujuba (common jujube), 1455 nucleotides. RefSeq lists its product as uncharacterized. The record is from RefSeq and is a predicted model, not a curated record. The transcript has 2 exons. Bases 565 to 1179 code for a protein of 204 amino acids. Lineage: Eukaryota; Viridiplantae; Streptophyta; Magnoliopsida; Rosales; Rhamnaceae.